AUGAAUAAUUCACUCCAUUCAUCUUAUCGUUAUUAUCCACCGGUAGAGUUUACACCGACAACUCCACCACCAAAUUUAGUUGAAAAAUAUAAAAAUUCUACUGAUUUAUGUUAUAAUCAUAGAGUACAGAAUGAUUCACAAUUAAAUUAUUCUCAUAGAAAUUUAAGAACUGAUUUAAAUACUGAAUGUCUAACAAACACAUGUGAACCAGUGAAUACAUCAGGCAGUGAAAUGCAAUUCAUACGAAAUUCAUCAAAUAAUAUAUCUCAACAAACUAAUAACAUAGGAAUGAAAAAGAAUUUACAGAACAAUACUACUGCUACUACUACUACUAAUAAUAAUAGUAAUAAUACCAUUGAUAUUCCAGUAUUUCAUGGGCGACAGCGUAGUAUGCCUAUAUUUAUGCCAUCUUAUACAAUAUACGAUGAUAAUGUACCAGAUAAAAUCAAUAAUGAAAUCACAAUCGACACAGAGAAUUCUCAUGAAUCAAAUCGAUUGACAAUAAUUGAUAAAUCAACUAGACCGAAUACAACUAGUGUUCUAAGUAAUUCUACAACUGAUACAGAGAUAAAAAAUCUUCCAAAAAUUCAUAGAACAACAUCAAAUUCAAGUUCAUUAAAUUUAGUUAUUGAUAUUCAUUUACAUGGUGUUAGUUUACCAGAUAAUCGCAUGACACAAAGUUGUAUACAAGAACAAAAUUUUGAUAAAUCAAUAGAUGAUAAAUUAUUAAAUAAAAAGCAUUAUAGUAAAUGUUCAAUGGAAGAACUUUUAACAAAUAUGAAUUAUUGUACAUUAAGAGAUAAAUCGCAUAGAGCUAUUUCAUUAAUUGAUCAACAAAAUUCAUCAUCACAAUCCUCUUCAUAUGAAUUAAAUACUGAAGGAAGUCGAUUAAGUCAAAGAUUGAAUAAGUUACUAUGGAAUAAACAAAAUGAUUUUGCGAAUAGAAUCAAUUCAACUGAUACAAAAUUAGAUAAUGUAAAUGAAAAUAAAAUGAAAUGUUCAAUGGAUACAAACGGUUGGAAUUCACACAUUCAUAAUUAUAAUCAUAAAUCAGAUGACAUCAAGCCACGUCUAAGAAAUCGACAUCAGUUGUAUAAUCAUCAUCAACAUCAUCAACAUCACCAACAUUCUAAAGGAUAUGAUCAACCAAUAUAUAUGGAUCAAACAAAUGGAACAUGUACGGAUGAUUUACGUUUACGUCGUACACCAAUGCCUGUUCAUCGACAGUUGGUAAAUAAUUCUAAAGGUAACAAUUUAAAGUUAUCUAGUAUCAAUCGUUAUCCUACAAUGCCAAAUAUUAUUAAUUCAUCAAAAAAUUCCGAUUUUAUUGAAUCGAAUUCAGGAACAUUUUCACAGUCGGUUGAUAUUCCAUUGUUGAUUCGCUUGCUUCAAUCAUCCGAUCCAGAUGUUGUAUCCAAUGCAGCUGCUUAUUUACAACAUUUAGUUUAUCGUAAUCCAAGUUUAAAAGAGAAAACACGACUUUCUGGCGGUAUAUCAGCUUUAGUUCAAUUACUCUACUCAGAUCAUACACGUAUUUGUCUCAAUGCAGUUGGCGUGUUACGUAAUCUGACAUGUGGAGAUACAUUAGCUAUAAAAAAAGAAUUAGAACGUGUCGGUGGAAUACGUGCAUUGGCUUGGUUAAUUGAAAAUCGUCAAGUCUAUGGAACAACAACUGAUUCAUUUAAAGAUUUAAAUUAUUAUAGACUAACAACUAAUGGUGGCACAGAAUAUGAUGAUUUACAUCAAGCUGUUAAAUCCAUCUUAGAAAAUGCUGCCUCCGUUCUAUGCAAUCUAGCAUCAGUUAGUUGGUUAAAACGAAGUGUUCUACAAGAAGCGUUAAUUCCAAGUUUAUUAAAUGUGAUAAUUGUGCCAGCAGCAACAGAAACAUCAAUUUAUGCAUCAAAAGAUAAUGGAGCUCAGUCAAUUAUUAAUAGUAUUCUAUUUCGUAUAGUCACAUCAUUGAUUCGCAAUAUCAGCAGUUCUGAAGAUGAUGAUGUUCGUGAACAAAUGCGUCAAUGUCCUCAGCUGGCAACAAGCCUUUUCAGUAUAUUACGUUAUGCAGUAGAACAUCAAUUGUGUGAUAAAAGAUCAAUAGAACAUUGUGUUUGUACAAUUCGCAAUUUAUGUUAUGGUUUACAACAACGACAACAGACACAACAAUUAUCAUCACAAUCUUCUGUAACAUCGUCAAGUCAAGAUAGUAAAUCUCAAGAGAAACAACCACGCAAUGGUUCGCUGUUAAGAAUUAAAUCAGCUAGUCUUGUAAGCGGUAGAAAGUCAAAGAGAUCAACAGAAGUCGAAGCAAAAUCUGAAUCACUGCCAAAAUCGGUUAAUCACUCAAAAUCCGAUAAUAUUCCUUCACCAUAUGGAGAUGUAGAUUCAAUCAGGACGUUGAUUUACUUAAUACAAUACAGUUCAAAUCCAUACACACUGGAAGCUGCUGCUGGUUCCCUACAAAAUUUAACAGCAGGAAAUGGAAAUUCAAGUGAAUAUAUACGAGAAAUUAUUCGUUUAAAUCAUGGACUACCAUUACUUGUUGAAUUAUUAACUAAUCCAAUGCAUAAUGUUGUUGCUACAGCAGCUAAUGCUUUACGUAAUUCUGCAUUGGAUUCAACUAGUUGUUAUCUAAUUGGCAAAUAUGCAUUAAAUCGUAUUAUACAUGCAUUAGAUCAACAUUCAUGUGGUAUUGUAUUCAAUCUACACUCGAAUCAUUGUAAACAAACACAAAUGAACAAAUUCAUUAAUACCAUGCAUCAUCAUUAUAAUAAUAAUCAUAUUAAUAAUAAUAAUAAUAAUCAUAAUCAUUCUAAUUGUAAUUCUGAAUGGCAAUUACCACUGUACACAUCAAAUUCAUUGGCGAAUAAAUCAAUGUGUUUAACAAAUCAUGAAUCAGUGGUACACUAUGAACAUGAUGAUGUUGAUGAUGAGUUGGCUAAUAUGCAAAAACAAUGUACCACCGGUCUGUUGAGUUUAUGUUGUGUGAUAAUAAAUAAAAAAUUGGAGAAUGCUAGGUAA
This is a messenger RNA of Schistosoma turkestanicum, 3015 nucleotides long. The record is from the annotation of a GenBank genome assembly. NCBI's taxonomy places the organism in Eukaryota, Metazoa, Platyhelminthes, Trematoda, Strigeidida, Schistosomatidae.